AUGGCAACAACAAUACCGCUUGAUCUUUUAUAUGCAACAUCAUCAGAUGAGUUUUAUCCUCCAACAAAUGCCCUUGAUCCAGAUGAAACAACAUUCUGGACCACAACUGGCCUCUAUCCUCAAGAAUUGGUAGUAAAGUUCAAAAAUCCAGCACAAAUUGUCAGAGUUACAACAAUCACAGGAAAAGUUCGUUCUGUGACACUUUUUGCUGCAACAGAUGUCGAAUGCACCCAAUGGGUUGAAAUUGAUUCAUUUAAUCUUCCUGCCCAGCCAAUCAAGCAACAAGAAACACAUCAACUUAGUCUUAAAAACGCUACUUAUGGUGUAAAACUUGUAAUCAACCAAGGUUGGGGCCCCUUCACAGCACUUUACUUAUUAAAGAUCGAAGGAGUUACUGUUCAUGAAAAUGCAUAG
Molecule: messenger RNA, 414 nt
Organism: Trichomonas vaginalis G3
Lineage: Eukaryota; Parabasalia; Trichomonadida; Trichomonadidae
Product: intraflagellar transport protein 25-like protein family
Exons: 1
Coding region: 1-414 (137 amino acids)
Biological process (GO): intraciliary transport
Cellular component (GO): cilium; centrosome; intraciliary transport particle B
Source: RefSeq, a predicted model, not a curated record